Messenger RNA from Dromiciops gliroides (monito del monte), 4392 nucleotides. RefSeq names its product growth hormone receptor (gene GHR). The record is from RefSeq and is a predicted model, not a curated record. NCBI's taxonomy places the organism in Eukaryota, Metazoa, Chordata, Mammalia, Microbiotheria, Microbiotheriidae. Bases 297 to 2210 code for a protein of 637 amino acids. Gene Ontology annotation, biological process: positive regulation of peptidyl-tyrosine phosphorylation; positive regulation of receptor signaling pathway via JAK-STAT; growth hormone receptor signaling pathway. Gene Ontology annotation, cellular component: external side of plasma membrane; cytosol; membrane. The transcript has 9 exons. Gene Ontology annotation, molecular function: growth hormone receptor activity; growth factor binding; peptide hormone binding.
AUCAAGGGCACAUGCAAGAAGGGAAGCAGCAGAAGGACAGACAGACAGACAGACAGACAGACAUUAGAGUAGACAAGGAAUGAACUGGACUUGGUGCAAGUUCAUAGACCAAAGCUACAAGAUGAAGAAACCACAGAUCAGGACAUAAGGGUUCGGUGAAGAGAAAAUUUUCAGCCCUGAUUCUACCCCCAUUCCAGCGGUCCUUUCCUCCUUGCCAAGUGUUCACCAAAUGAGUAUCAUGUGGCCUGUGGAACAAAGCUGAAGGAAGGAGUAAGGGGAGUGUGUCAUGAAGCCUAAUGGAUACUAUGGGACCCCCCAGCCUCUAUUUCAGAAAUGUCUACAAGACUGUUGGACCUACAGGUAUGGAUCUUUGGCAGCUGCUACUUACUUUGGCCCUGGCAAGUUCAAAUGAUGCUUUUUCUCAAAGCGAGGAGCCCUCUGGGAAGCCUCAGUAUACCAAGUGCCGUUCACCUGAACUAGAGACAUUUUCAUGCUACUGGACUGAUGAAGUUUAUCAUGGUCCAAAGAGUCCAAUAAAGCUGUUGUAUAAGAAAAGGGUUGACGAAGAGUGGAAAGAAUGCCCUGAUUAUGUCUCUGCUGGAGAAAACAGCUGUUAUUUCAAUUCAUCAUAUACCUCCAUUUGGACACCCUAUUGUAUCAAGCUAAGAAAUAUUAGUCAUGAGUUGGAGAAAAGAUGUUUCACUGUUGAUGAAAUAGUACAACCAGAUCCACCCAUUGGCCUCAACUGGACUUUGCUGAACACCAGCCUAACAGGGAUCCAUGCAGACAUCCAGGUGAGAUGGGGGCCACCUCCUAAUGCAGAUGUUCAGAAAGGAUGGAUCCUCUUGGAGUAUGAACUUCAGUACAAAGAAAUAAAUGACACCCAAUGGAAAAAGAUGGAACUCGUACGCUCCACAUCUGUUCCAGUGUACUCCUUGAGAUUGGAUAGAGAAUAUGAAAUACGAGUCAGAUCCAGACAACGUACCUCGGAUAAAUUUGGGGAGUUCAGUGAAAUACUUUAUGUAACAUUUCCUCAGAUGAGCCCUGUUAUGAAUGAAUGUGAAGAGAAAAUCAAUGAUUUCCAGUUUCCGUGGUUCUUGAUUAUUAUCUUUGGAAUAUUUGGGCUGACAGGGGUGUUAUUUGUAUUCAUACUUUCUAAACAACAAAGGCUCAAGCUGCUGAUUCUGCCCCCAGUUCCAGUUCCAAAAAUUAAAGGGAUAGAUCCGGAUCUUCUCAAGAAAGGAAAAUUAGAAGAGGUAAACACAAUCUUAGCCAGCCAUGAUAGCUAUAAGCCUCAAUUCUACAAUGAUGAUUCUUGGGUUGAAUUCAUUGAGCUGGACAUUGAUGACCCUGAUGAAAAGACAGAAGAAUCUGACACAGACAGACUUCUAAGCAGUGACCACCAGAAAUCCCUCAAUUACCUUGGGGCGAAGGAUGAUGACUCUGGACGUACAAGCUGUUAUGAGCCAGACAUUCUGGAGACUGAUCUGAGUACCAGUGACUCGUGCGAUGGGACUUCAGACAUUGCUCAGUCACAAAGGAUGAAAGGGAAAGCAGAUCUCUUAUGUCUUGAUCAGAAGAAUGAUGGGUCACCUUCUAAUUGUGAGCCCCCAACUAUUCAUCCACCCAACGGUGUCAUCCUUUCAGAAGGUAGCAAGCCAAGACCGCUUCUUACAAGUGGAAUUGAGUCAACUGGCCCACCUGUCCAUACUCAGCUGAGCAACCAGAGUUCACUGGCAAACAUUGACUUUUACGCCCAGGUGAGCGACAUUACUCCUGCAGGAAGUGUUGUUCUUUCACCCGGGCAAAAAAAUAAGGCAGGGAUAUCACAGUGUGAUGGGCACCCAGAAGUGGCCUCACUGUGUCAUGCAAACUUCAUCAUGGACAAUACCUACUUCUGCGAGGCAGACGCGAAAAAAUGUGUUUCUAUGGCCCCUCAUGUUGAGCCAGAGCCCCGGGUAGAGCCGGGCUUUAGCCAGGAAGACGUUUACAUCACCACAGAAAGCCUUACCACUACUGCUGUGAGUUCCGGAAUAGCGGGAGGACCUUCAAAUUCUGAAAUGCCCGUGCCCGACUAUACCUCUAUUCACAUAGUACAGUCUCCACAGGGCCUUGUACUCAAUGCUACCGCGCUGCCUGUGCCUGACAAAGAAUUCCUCACCUCGUGUGGCUACGUAAGCACAGACCAACUGAACAAAAUCAUGCCCUAGCCUUUCUUGCGUUUACCCUGCGCAUAUAUAUUUAAUGGCAUAAAGAUGGCUUGGGCUUGUCCGCUUAAACCAAAAUAAUGUUUAAACAUUUUUUUGGCGGUUCUUAAGCGCUUUUUUCCUGAAAUGUUGAAACAUGAUAAACACACACAAACACACAAGCGUUAAUCGGUCUCUUUCCUAUUGUGAAUUGUAAAUAUUUUAAAGCAUUGUCUCUCCAAGACCAUUGAGUAGCAGUGAUUGUCUUGUUAUUGUGGGUGUUGAUUUUGUGAUACUAAACAUUGAAUGACUAUGUUUUUAAUGUAUAGUAAAUCAUGCUUUUUGAAAAAGCUAAAAUCAGGUGGUUUUGCAGUUCAGGAGAAUUUAAUGCAAAUCAUACCAUACACUGAGUUGUUUGAUGUUUUUUUAAUCGGUAAUUGGGAAAACCAAAUAAAAUAUAAACAGGAAAGCAGAAGUAGUUUGGGUAAGUAAAACAUUUAUUUUGACAUACAAAUUGAUAAAGAUAUUUUAAUAUUCUAGACUAAAAGCACGGCUGUUUUAUAUUGCGGUACACAAUGUGUGCUGUAAUUUAUGAUGAUCCAUCUAAAGAAUGUAUUCGUUGCAAUUUUACCAAAACUGAUUUAGGUUUUGGUCAUUGCAGCAAAAAUAAGAAGCAAAAAUGAAAUAAAAUAACAAAAAAAAGUUAGUUUUUUAUAGGGUCAUUUUUAUACCUCCAAAAAAACAAUCCUUAGAUAAUUCUAAAAUGAUUAUAGUGACUUUAUUAGAUCAUAUUCAUCUUACCAUAAGGGUUUUUUUUUCAGCAUAUUUAUACAUUUUUAAGUUUUCAGGCAAACCUUAAGUAAGAGCAAAGAAUCCAUUCACCACCAUAUUCCAGUCCACGCCCCAUAGGUAUCAAGAGGAGUAAAAGUUAUAGCAGAUAUUUCUUUGCCAGAACAUUUAAAUGUUUUAAAAACACUUUAACAAAUUUAAAAAACACUUUAAAAAACCAGUUGCACCUUGAGUGAUUUUUAAGCCCAUGGGAAAAUCCAAAAUGAGCACUGAAACCUUGGCAUCUAUAUCUUCACAGAUAGGGCCUGAUUUUUAUCCCAUUGUUUCACAAGUGGGGGUUGAGGUACAUGAAGCAUUUUUAAGUUGAAACCAGAUGAAAUGAAGUGAACAGGGAACAGAGGGCAAUGUUGUUCAAGAAACUUAGGUUUGGGUAUUUUAGGGUUUCUUUUCCCCCACAGCCUUUAUAAAGGCAGCCUCCAUCUUUCAAGAUAAUCAGGGACAAGAGCAACAUAGAUAAAUGAGAUUUGUGGAUAAUACAAGAUCCCACAAACCAAUAUCAGUAGCUUUCUCCCAUGCCAAACUUUUUUCCCCCUUAGGGCUUCUGGUGUGUUGUAAAACUAUCUGAUUUGAACUUUACCUCCCUUAGUUUUUCCUCUAGGAUCCCCUCAAGGAAAAUGUUGGUGAAGAGUGAGACAGCUACAAAAGCAGACAAUAGUAAAGAAAAGGAGAAAGGGAGGAUCUAUAUAAUCUGUACAAACCGGAUAAUCAGUCCCUGAAUAAACACUAUUUUUUCUUAGUAGAUGUGAGGAAAGUUCUCCAAAAAGUACAUUAUUAAAGAGGAAAAUACUAUCUGGGCAAGAGAAUGGACUUAAUUUGAAGCAGCAGCAAUAUACAAAGUAAGAUAGAUGAAACUUUGAAUUUUUUUAACUUCUCCAUCAGUGGGAUUUGCCCAGUAAGCACAGGCAUCUUUAAGACACGAACAACAUCAUCAGGGACUUUCAAUCCCUCUUUUCCUGCAAGAACUGCAGCCAGUUGCUGGAACUGGGUUUGGAAAGUCCAGCAUGUGACUUUGUAGUAAGUGUUUAUUAGAUCUUCUGCUAACUUGCUACUGCAGUUUUCUAACAGCUCCAUUAUUUAGUUUCAUGUAACAUUUCAUAAAUGUAACACUAAUUCAAUUAAAGCUACAUAUGUUUUUGGAAGAAGUCUCUUACUAUAUUCAAAUAGGCUGACAAAGUUUCUAUAGCCAAAAAUAGUUUAAAAAAUACCUCAAUCAAGCUCAGAAUGUUAUUUUGGUACUUUACUGGUUAUACAAGCCAUUAUUCACCAGUAUGAAUAGUUGUGUCUUUCGGUUUAUAUUUAACUUCUUUAUGUCUGUGGAAUUUUUCCCUUCAAAGUUUAAUAAAUUUAUUUUCCUGGA